AAGACGGGGGCGAGGUGUACCCGUGACGCCAGAUCUAACUGUGUGAAGGAGCAGAGCGCAUCUUAGAGAUCACAGACCGAAGAUGGAGAUGAUGAGGACGUCUAUAAUGCAGCCGUCGUCCUGUAAAGUCCUGUUAUGUUGCUGGGUACUGAGCACCGUCUUCAUCCUUCGCUCAGGUGCGCCCAGUCUCCGAGGGCAGAAGGUGGUCCUUUUCGGCCGGCAAUGCAGCUACUGGGAGCUGAGAGGGAGCGUUUCUUUGCCGGCCUUAGACGAGUUCACGGUCUGCGUGGACUUGUGUCGCAAAAUCAACACUAGGCAGUGGACCGCCUUCACGUACAAUCGCCCACCCCAGCGCCUCUCGGAGGGCGCCCCGGAGCUGGGGCUGGCCGGGCACGGGCAGGCGCUGAGGCUGUGGCUGUUCGGCCGGGCCCUGGACGCGCCGGUCGACCUGCGCCCGUUCGCUUGGCACUCGGUUUGCCUCGCCUGGUCCGGCGUCGAGCAGAAGGUGUGGCUGUACGUCAACGGGAGCGGCGUGUUCAGCGCCGCCGUGCCCGACCGCCGCCCCCUGGCACCCCACGGCACCCUGACCCUGGGGGUGGCCCACGGCCUCAUCGGCGGCGAGAUCGUCACGGAGGACGGCAACAACCUCAUCGGGGAAAUCUACUUUUUCCGCAUGUGGGACAAACAGCGGAGCGCCCAGCAGGUCUCCAGCCAGAUCUGCGCCGAGGGCAACGUGAUUCGCUGGACAUCCGAGUACUGGCACAAUCACAGCUGCUCCCCUGUCCCAGAUCUCAGUCUCCCGUGCGGUGAGGCCCGUGGCUCAGAGCCCCAGUCGCUGUGUCCCGCUGUUGUGUUCGUGGACAGACUCUUGCCCCAGUGUGCUGGAAGCUGCAUGGAUGUCAGUUUCGUGCUCCUCUUCUUUACCCCUCCCUCCCCCGGUGUCUCUGAUCGUGCCACGCGAACCGUCAUUAGGGAACUGGUGUCUGAUUAA
Molecule: messenger RNA, 991 nt
Organism: Lepisosteus oculatus (spotted gar)
Lineage: Eukaryota; Metazoa; Chordata; Actinopteri; Semionotiformes; Lepisosteidae
Source: RefSeq, a predicted model, not a curated record